GCAUCGGUGACGAGAAAUGGGGUAUGAUGUAGCACGUUUUCAAGGGGAUGUUGAUGAAGAUCUUAUUUGCCCCAUCUGUAGUGGGGUUUUGGAGGAGCCAGUGCAGGCGCCUCAUUGUGAGCACGCUUUUUGCAAUGCCUGUAUCACCCAGUGGUUCUCCCAACAGCAGACGUGUCCUGUCGACCGAAGUGUUGUGACUGUGGCUCACCUGCGCCCUGUUCCCCGGAUCAUGCGUAAUAUGCUAUCUAAGCUGCAAAUCACCUGUGACAACGCUGUUUUUGGUUGCACUGCUGUAGUGCGGCUCGACAACCUGAUGUCUCACCUCAAUGACUGCGAACACAAUCCAAAGCGGCCUGUGACCUGUGAACAGGGGUGCGGCUUGGAAAUGCCCAAAGAUGAGUUGCCGAAUCACAACUGUAUAAAACAUUUACGGUCAGUAGUGCAGCAACAACAGACGAGAAUAGCUGAAUUGGAAAAGACGUCUGCAGAACACAAGCAUCAAUUAGCUGAGCAGAAACGGGACAUACAGUUGUUAAAAGCAUACAUGCGAGCGAUACGUAGUGUCAAUCCCAACCUGCAGAAUUUGGAGGAGACUAUUGAAUAUAAUGAAAUCCUUGAGUGGGUGAAUUCCUUGCAGCCAGCCCGGGUAACCCGGUGGGGUGGUAUGAUCUCUACACCAGAUGCUGUACUCCAAGCUGUAAUCAAGCGUUCCUUGGUGGAAAGUGGCUGCCCCACAUCCAUCAUCAAUGAAUUGAUAGAAAAUGCCCAUGAACGGAACUGGCCCCAAGGCCUGGCCACCCUAGAAACUCGCCAGAUGAACCGACGCUAUUAUGAAAACUAUGUAGCCAAACGCAUCCCAGGCAAGCAGGCUGUGGUUGUGAUGGCCUGUGAGAAUCAGCACAUGGGAGAGGAGAUGGUGCUAGAGCCAGGCCUGGUGAUGAUAUUUGCACAUGGAGUGGAAGAAAUUUAAAGACUCAACAGAGAUUAUGAAACUGUGUGCUUGAAAAUAUAUAU
Messenger RNA from Protobothrops mucrosquamatus (brown spotted pit viper), 1014 nucleotides. It is a transcript of the gene RNF41, whose product is annotated as ring finger protein 41. NCBI's taxonomy places the organism in Eukaryota, Metazoa, Chordata, Lepidosauria, Squamata, Viperidae. The transcript has 5 exons. Bases 17 to 970 code for a protein of 317 amino acids. The record is from RefSeq and is a predicted model, not a curated record. Gene Ontology annotation, molecular function: ubiquitin protein ligase activity; zinc ion binding. Gene Ontology annotation, biological process: regulation of canonical NF-kappaB signal transduction; protein K63-linked ubiquitination; tumor necrosis factor-mediated signaling pathway. Gene Ontology annotation, cellular component: plasma membrane signaling receptor complex.